AUGGUUUCCUGUCCAAUAUGCGAGAAAGCCGUCCCCCAACUGAAGAUCAAUGACCACAUUGACUCAGGCUGCCAGAGCUUCAUCGAAGAACCGUCCUCCCCAGGGGAACUGUCGUCCCUCCAAAAGGGACCAGUUCCAAGCAUGUUCCAAACUCCGUCCGCUCGCAAAGCUUCUGCCCAGUUGAAUGUUCCCAAGGAGUCACCGUCACGACCCACAACAACCCCACGCGCUCUCAACGGCAAGCGAUCAUUUAUUGAGGAAGCGGAAUCCACGCGGGAGCGAGAUAGGCCAAAGCAAGCCAAUGGUGACGCCAAAGAGCCCCAAGCAAAACGCCCAAAGAUCAAUGCCUUCCACAAAGCAGCACCUCUAGCGGAGCGCAUGCGACCUAAAACCCUGGAGGAAGUUUGCGGCCAAGAACUUGUCGGACCAAACGGUAUCCUACGCGGACUCAUCGAACAGGACCGAGUACCAAGCAUGAUACUAUGGGGCAGCGCAGGGACAGGGAAAACAACAAUCGCUCGUGUCAUUUCGUCGCUGGUGGGCAGCAGAUUCGUGGAAAUCAACAGUACCAGCAGCGGCGUGGCAGAGUGCAAGAAGAUAUUUGCCGAAGCUCGGAGUGAGCUGGGACUUACUGGAAGAAAAACAAUUAUCUUCUGUGACGAGAUUCACCGAUUCUCCAAGUCACAACAGGAUGUCUUCUUGGGUCCGGUGGAGAGCGGCCAGGUCACGCUCAUCGGUGCCACAACGGAGAACCCGUCGUUCAAAGUCCAAAAUGCCCUGCUCUCGCGCUGCCGAACAUUUACUCUUGCAAAGCUCACCGACGAGGACAUCACUUCGAUCCUUCAUCGUGCUCUCCGGGUUGAAGGCCCGAGUUAUUCACCCUCCGAACUGGUGGACGAGGAGCUGAUUCAAUACCUCGCCAGAUUCGCCGAUGGAGAUGCUCGCACUUCGCUGAAUUUGUUGGAGCUAGCGAUGGAUCUGUCAAAAAGGCCUGGGAUGGACAAGGAGGACUUGAAACGAUCCCUGACCAAGACGCUUGUGUAUGACCGUGCUGGAGAUCAGCAUUAUGAUACGAUCUCCGCCUUUCACAAGUCCAUCCGAGGGAGUGAUCCAGAUGCAGCGCUCUACUACCUUGCUCGCAUGAUUCAAUCGGGUGAAGACCCCUUGUAUAUCUCUCGACGACUGAUCGUUGUUGCUUCCGAAGACAUUGGCCUGGCGGAUAACACCAUGCUGUCACUUGCUAUAUCUACACAUUCAGCCGUUGAGAAGAUCGGACUCCCAGAAGCGCGAAUCAAUCUGGCACAUGCUACUGUGGCGAUGGCACUUUCGAAAAAGAGUACUCGCGCAUACCGUGGCUUGAACAAUGUCUUUGCCGCCUUGAACGAGCCAGGAAUCGCGGGCUUGCCCAUCCCUAUUCAUUUAAGGAAUGCACCAACGAAGCUUAUGAAGGAACUGGGCUAUGGUGCGGAGUACAAGUACAAUCCAAAUUAUGUCGACGGCAAGGUCCAACAGGAUUACCUACCGGAGGAGCUUCUCGAUCGCACCUUCUUGGAGGACUUGGAUCUGGGCACACGGAGAGACGUCGAUUUGAACAGUAUAUCAUAUCAGAGAAAUUGA
Messenger RNA from Penicillium robsamsonii, 1617 nucleotides. Its product is annotated as ssDNA-dependent ATPase MGS1. The coding region runs from base 1 to 1617 and encodes 538 amino acids. Gene Ontology annotation, cellular component: nucleus. NCBI's taxonomy places the organism in Eukaryota, Fungi, Ascomycota, Eurotiomycetes, Eurotiales, Aspergillaceae. Gene Ontology annotation, biological process: regulation of DNA repair; DNA repair; DNA-templated DNA replication. The transcript has a single exon. Gene Ontology annotation, molecular function: enzyme activator activity; ATP binding; single-stranded DNA helicase activity. The record is from RefSeq and is a predicted model, not a curated record.